AUGGCUGUGGCCACAUCAAGCGGCGAUGGCGAGCCCAACGAGCCACAUCGGGAUAUUUUAAGAUCAUACCAGCAGGAGAUGCUCGAAUCCAGCCUCGAAAGAAACACGAUCGUAGUCCUCAUCUGGCUCCUGGCAAAUAGCGUCGAACUCAGCAACCAGCACUUCCAAACACUUAGCCUCCAUCUAUCAGCCUAUCGCAUCAUCUCCCUGACAGGCGCGGAUGGCGUCGAUAACUGGUCAGAUCAGCGACGAUGGGAUGCAGUCUUACUCAACGUCAGAGUGGUAAUCGGGACCCCAGCCGUACUCAAAGAUGCUCUUACUCAUAGCUUUGUGCACAUGUCAAAAUUGUGUCUGGUCGUGUUUGACGAAGCCCAUCACUGUAUCAAGAACGACCCGAUGAACGCCAUCAUGAAGAACUUCUACCAUCCGGCCAAAUCUCGAGCUGAACAUGUACCACAUAUUCUCGGUCUUACUGCUAGUCCGGCUAUCAAUCCGAAGGCUGGUAGUCUUCAGCAGCUCGAGGCGAAUCUCGAUGCUACCGUGAUCACGCCAAGGAGGUCACUGGACGAGCUCAUGAAGUUCGUCUACCCGCCACAUAUCGCUAUGAUACAAUACGCCGCUUCCGAUGAGCUAGGCUACCCUGGGGCUGAUGGUGUGUGCUCGGCUCUCGAAAAUGCUGCGCUACACUACGACUUCUCGAGAGAUCCUUAUGUGCUUCAGCUUCGCAGAUACGAUGACGAUAAGGCGCGUCGAGACAUGCAGAAAGUGCUGGAAAAACAGAAGACUCACUGUAGCGAAGAACUCCGCGUUUUGAAUCGACGAGCAGCCACUAUGUAUGCACAGCUAGGUGUAACAGCGGCACGAGAGUUUAUCCUGACCUGUAUCGAGCGAUUCGAAGCAUCGACUGUACAGAUCAUGGUCAUGCCGGAUACGAGUAUGCAUGAGCAGCAGCACUUGUUGACGAUACUCCAGAAAAUUCGAUCAAAUGCCGCGACACUUUGCGCUGGUGCAGUCGCCUGUCUAUCAUCCAAGGCUGAACGACUCGUCAGUCUGUUGUAUGAGCAAGCAGCUCAAGUCGCCGGAGCUGGCAGAGCCAUCAUCUUUGUAAGAGAGCGGGCAACGGUUGUGGGUCUGGCUGAUAUAUUGUGUCGUUCAUCGAAGCUCAAGUGCUUGUAUCAAGUUGGCGCAUUUGUCGGUACUUCCUCUUUCGAUGGCCGUUCGAGCAUAGCGGACCUCGCGGAGCUUAGGAAGCAGGCUGAAGAUCUUCGACACUUCCGAGAAGGCAACAAGAAUUUGAUUAUCGCCACUAGUGUGCUGGAAGAAGGCAUCGAUGUCCGUGAGUGCAACCUGGUCAUCAACUUCGACGCACCAGAUACACUUAUCGGCUUUCUGCAACGGCGUGGUCGUGCGAGGAAGGAAGGCUCGAAAUACUACGUCCUCGUGGAAGAAGGCAACGACAAGAUUGAUCCGUCGAAAUGGCGAUCACAGGAAGAGCAGAUGAAGCAAGAAUACUCGGACGAGCAGCGCGAGCGACAGCUUGCCGAAUCAUUGGACGAGAAAGCGAUCAACACACGUGUCUAUCGCAUACCUUCGACUAGUGCACUACUUACGCUCCACGAUGCCAAGGCUCAUCUCCAUCACUUCUGCAGCGUCAGCACAUUUCAAGCGAGCAACUAUAUCGAUACAAGACCUGACUACCAUGCCACAUCCACUGUGGACCCAUCCGGCGAGAAGUCCUGGACUGCAAGGGUAACGUUGCCUUCAUUUGUCGAUCCGAGUCUUCGAAGUGCCAGCAGUCGUGGACCGUGGAGAAGUGAGACCGCGGCCAUCAAGGACGCAGCUUUCGAGGCAUAUAUUGCACUUCACAAGGCUGGACUGUUGAACGAUAGACUCUUGCCUCUGGUUAAGGCGCCAGUCGCUGACGCUGGAGGGCAUGUCGAUCAGCCUAGCAUUAUAGAAGUGGCUGCGAGGCUUGACUCAUGGGUGGUGCUCGCCAAGGCUGUCGAAGCACAGCGGACACAGUGGCAUGCUGCAGAGGUCUCCAUUACUUCGUGCGAUGGCCAGUCGUUCGUGAUCACCAUGCUACUGCCGGUCCCGUUGACUGCCGUGCAAUGCUUCAUGCUAUACUGGAACGAAGCAACAAGCUACACGGCCACCAUUGCUGCUACCAAAUUACUUAAUGUCGAGCCAGAACAGCGGGCUGAGCUCCGACAGCAUACGCACGCGAUGCUGCAGAUGUUGCAUUCUUCGCGCAUGGCGCAGGACAAGAACGACUUUCCUUUCCUGCUAUACAUGCCAACACAUAUUCAGGUUGUUUGUGUCCCUGCACUGAAGCGCUUCAUAUGUUGGAAUGAGGACAACAUUGAUCCGGCGCUCGUAUAUGUCGCGGAUCGCCCGGGCAAGCCAUAUAUCCUUCAGCGACUUGCGACCGGAUCCUUUGGUGAACUCGAUCUCGUCGUCACUGCUUUCGCGAAGCGUAAGGACUUCCUGCACCCUGUGGCUGAGCGCCUGUGUAUCAAUACUGCAUACACUAGCGAAGAAGUCUUUCCGGCAAAGGACUGCACCGUUCAUACAACGCCGUUCGAAUACUGUCUGUUUGCUGCCUUCAUACCAUCAUUUCUACAUCGCAUCGACACACGGCUCUUGGCAGAAGACCUUCGAUCAGGGUUGCUUCGAGACCUGCACAUCGGGGACGUCGAUCUAGUUUCCGAAGCCAUCACCGCGCCUUCGGCUGGUGAAGCCAGAGACUACAAUCGUCUUGAGUUUCUUGGUGAUUCCAUCCUCAAGUUCUGCGCCAGUCUACAAGUGACAUCGCAGCAUCUCACAUGGCCUGAGAGAUUUCUCACGCUGGAAAAGUUUCGGCUCGUAAGGAACUGCACGCUUUGCCAGGGUGCACUAAAGCUUGGCCUUGACCGUUAUAUCCUCACAAAAUCUUUCACGGGAGCCAAGUGGCGACCGCCAUACGUCAGCAGCCUGCUAGCUAUUGAUUUGCCUGAGAAGCGCUCGAAGUCGAGCAAGACUGUCGCAGACGUAGCUGAGGCUCUAAUCGGUGCUGCAUUUGUGGAUGGUGGGAUCGAGAAGGCGUAUCAGAGCAUACAGAUCAUCCUAUCCGAUGAGGUUUGGCAUGAUCUCGGUAAUAGUAUCGAUACAUUGACGCCAGCUUCCGUCGAACCUGGUCACGAUCAUGCACUGGCGCAAUUGGAGGAUAUGAUCGGGCAUCGCUUCACAAACAAGACUCUGCUGCUGGAAGCUAUCACCCACGCCUCGCUACCCUUUCAACGCACCGGCAUGUCGUACGAACGUCUCGAGUUUCUGGGCGAUGCAGUCCUAGACCUCAUCAUUGUGCCGAAGCUAUACGCCCACGAGCGGAAGCUUAAGCACUAUGAGAUGCAUAAUCUGCACGAGGCGCUGGUCAAUGGAGUGUUUCUAGGGUACUGCUGCAUGCAGUACAGUGCGGUCCAGCAAUACAAUCAGAUUGUCAAGACGCAAAGUGGCAAGUACGAUGUGCAGGAAUCUGCAAGGUUAUUGCACCUGCAUGACUUCGUCCGAGCAAGUGGUCAUUUGCUUCACGCCAAGCAAGCCUCACUGGAAGUCUUUGAUCGACUUCGAGUGCCCAUCGCGGACGCCUUCGCAGAAGGCAAAGAAUAUCCCUGGCCGGAUCUAGUGGCUAUGGCACCUAUGAAAUUCUUCUCGGACUUGGUAGAGUCUACCUUGGGUGCCGUGUUUAUCGACUGUCACGGCAACCUGCAAGCAUGUGAGACUUUCUUGGAGAGACUCGGAGUACUUCCCAUCAUGCGCCAGAUGCUCGAAGGUCGUAUGGAGACUAUCUCACCCAAGGAGAAAGUCGGUAUCCUCGCUGGUAACGACAGUGUGGUAUACAGCCACUCCAUGCAAGAUACUGAUGGAAGAAGGUCUUUUGUUUGUGAAGUCAUGGUCGGAGAAGUGAUGGUUGCGAGAAGGGAGAAUUGCGGGAGCAAGAGCGAGGCUGAGGUCAGAGCUGCGGCUGAAGCUGUCAAGAUUUUGUCAAGCAGGAAAAGCUCAAGAAAUAAGAGGGAGUUUGUGGAAGGCGGCGCGGGUGAGAUGGAGGUUGAGGACGGCGCGGUAGAUAUCGUGCCGGCAAUGCAGUACUGA
Recurvomyces mirabilis is the source of this 4131-nucleotide messenger RNA. It is a transcript of the gene dcl2, whose product is annotated as Dicer-like protein 2. Gene Ontology annotation, biological process: siRNA processing. Gene Ontology annotation, molecular function: RNA binding; ATP binding; ribonuclease III activity. NCBI's taxonomy places the organism in Eukaryota, Fungi, Ascomycota, Dothideomycetes, Mycosphaerellales, Teratosphaeriaceae. The transcript is spliced from 2 exons. Bases 1 to 4131 code for a protein of 1376 amino acids. Gene Ontology annotation, cellular component: cytoplasm; RISC complex; nucleus. The record is from RefSeq and is a predicted model, not a curated record.